AUGGCGUCACAAGCCCUGCUCUCCCCCUACGGCACCGUCGCUAGCGACCCUUUCGCUUCUCCGCCUCCAUCCCGGACCUCCCUCUUUGACGUCCCAACUCCCGACACAACAACAGGCGCCGGCCUCAAACAACUAAUCCGCGCCAAACUCCCCUCGAAUCUAUCCUCCCACCGCCUCCGUCUCAUCUAUGCCGGCCGUGGUCUAGAAGACUCAACCGCCCUGACAACAUCUCUGAAGCUCCCCUCAUCACCAACCCGAUCACCCCACCCAGACUCAGAGCAUGAGGACUCUCAAACUGAAAAUGGAAAAGGAAAGCAGGCCGUCCGCGACAGUAGACCCCGGAUCUAUAUCCACUGCUCCAUAGGCGACAUCGCACUCUCCGAAGCAGAUCUCCGUGCCGAAUCCGACAUGUCUUCUACUCUACUCCAGAAACAGAAUGAGACUUCCCUCCCAUCUGUGCCAACCCGUACCUCUCCUCCACCACCAACCACAAUUCCCGCACCUCGGGGCUUCGACCGUCUUCUCAGUGCAGGCUUCACCGCAUCCGAAGUCACAGCCCUGCGCUCGCAAUUCCUUGCCGUCCAAUCCGUGUCCAGAACACCGGAUACCAUGCCUACGGGUGAGGAACUGCGUGAUUUGGAGGAUCGGUGGAUGGAUGAGGGGUCGACGGCUGCUUUGGCGCAGGCUGGUGGGGACGGUGGGGGUGGGGAUGAUGACGGGGGGUUUGGGGGUGGUUCGAGGAGUGCGAUGGAUGAUAUGCUGUGGGGGGCCGUUAUGGGAUUUUUUUGGCCGAUUGGGUGUGCUAUGUGGUUGAGAAGGGAGGAGGGGGUUUGGAGUUGGAGGAAGGGUGUUGCUGUUUUUGUGGGAGUGGUUGUUAAUGCUGCUUUUGGGGCUAUGAGGAUUAUGAAUUGA
Molecule: messenger RNA, 912 nt
Organism: Penicillium maclennaniae
Lineage: Eukaryota; Fungi; Ascomycota; Eurotiomycetes; Eurotiales; Aspergillaceae
Product: DSC3 family protein
Exons: 2
Coding region: 1-912 (303 amino acids)
Biological process (GO): protein processing
Cellular component (GO): Dsc E3 ubiquitin ligase complex; endoplasmic reticulum
Source: RefSeq, a predicted model, not a curated record